This is a messenger RNA of Paramecium octaurelia, 1320 nucleotides long. NCBI's taxonomy places the organism in Eukaryota, Ciliophora, Oligohymenophorea, Peniculida, Parameciidae. The record is from the annotation of a GenBank genome assembly.
AACGGAUUUAUGAAGAUAGCAGUUCUGAUAGCUAUAUUAUCACUGGCGCUCUGUUAUAGAACGCCACAAUUCGAGGCAGCACAAUAGGUCAUAGUGCAAUAUGCUGCCGGUCACAUAUUGGAAGCCCAAGCAGGAGUUCCAAGAUAAGUGGUUGUGGACAUAAAAUUCAAGAAAGCCUUCGAAAUUCCUCCUCAGGUGUUCAUCUCCGCAUAAUUGCUUGAUUGGAGUGUUGGUUUACCUCAUGGGUAUAUGGAGAGAGUUAGCGAUAUCACAACCACAGGUAAUAAUAUAAAAUUAUCAAUCCUAAGGAUUCAAAUUGAGUGGAGUAGCUGUAGGUCCCUCUCCUCUCUAUUCCCUAUUCGUUGAUUGGUAUGCAAUUUAUGAUCCCAGAAUUCAAGUGGUCACAUUCGAAUCAACUGAUGUCAAAGAAUUAAAAACUGGAUAAGGCGAAAGAAAAGUAUCAUACACAAUUGAACACAGUCUCAAAGAUGCAACAAAUGCAAUUGUAGGUUUGAUUGGUUGUAAACACUUGUUAACAAAUCCAAUAGUGGAAGUCAAAGUAAUCAAUGUUUUGCAUUUUAGGUUGAACAAGUAACACCAAAAUCUGUUACUGUCUCAGCUAGAACAUAUUGGCAAGCAUAAUUGGAAUUUGUAAGAUUCAACGUUCUUUUGGGUACUGAUCAAUCUUUGUGGGUCUCACCUGCUUAUGUUUUCUACAAUGAUCCUGCUUCAAGCCAUCCCUUCGUCAAAAGAGCACCAAGUGCAGCUGAAGUUUAACAAACCAUUGAAUUACCAAAAGUAUGGUAGAGCGGUCCAAGAGUUCCUAUUGUUACACUCAGAGGUUAUGAUGUCGAAAGAGCUAGAAACAUGAGAUUGCAAUAUAAUAAAGUAGUACUUGAAUCAAAAUUGUAAUACAAUCUAGUGACAUGUACAUAAUCCUAUUAUUCCUUAAGGGUGGGACACCUAAAUGUAUGGAGUUUUCCAUUAAGCAGCCAUUUUUGUUGCUGACACCACUUACAAAAUUUUUGAUCCAGAUUGUGCUGAACUUUUCUCAGAAUGUAACUUCAAAGGAGACUCAAUUACUGUUUGCGACAGAAUUCCAGAUCUACCAGGAUAUGGAUGGUCUAAACCAAUCAGAUCCUUAACAGUCCCAGUAUCAAGAAGAUUAUAUCUUUUCAAUAAAGAAAAGUAUGAAGGUUAGAAAACUUCUUUCAUUGCAAACUAGCAAUGUAUGGAAUCAAUAACAUUUUCAUUUGCACAACUCCAAUCAUAUGAAGAAGAUCAUCCAGUUCUUGCAAGUUAGUGAAUUUAAUAUUAACA